Molecule: messenger RNA, 507 nt
Organism: Vitis riparia (riverbank grape)
Lineage: Eukaryota; Viridiplantae; Streptophyta; Magnoliopsida; Vitales; Vitaceae
Product: protein transport protein Sec61 subunit gamma
Exons: 3
Coding region: 122-331 (69 amino acids)
Biological process (GO): post-translational protein targeting to membrane, translocation; protein targeting
Cellular component (GO): Ssh1 translocon complex; membrane
Molecular function (GO): transmembrane protein transporter activity
Source: RefSeq, a predicted model, not a curated record
CCCAUUUUGGCCCAAAAGUCCAAAAUAGGAGCGUAAGUCUUUGAAACGCCGUCGUUUCGUCGUCGUCGUCCUCCUCCUCUACCUGAUCUAGGGUUUCUGUGUGGUUGUCAAGCGGAGAGAAAUGGAUGCCAUCGACUCGGCCGUUGAUCCUCUGAGAGAGUUCUCCAAGGACAGUGUUCGUCUUGUCAAGCGUUGCCACAAGCCCGAUCGCAAAGAGUAUACGAAGGUGGCGUUCCGUACAGCUAUUGGAUUCGUCGUGAUGGGAUUCGUUGGCUUUUUCGUGAAGUUGAUCUUCAUUCCGAUCAACAACAUCAUCGUUGGGUCUGGUUAGGCCUUGUGAAGAUCUGAGUCUAGUACAAGAGAAUAGAGGCUAUCCGGUUGAGCAGUGCUUUGUAACAAACAAUGUUUAGGUUCUUUUUUGAUGUGCACGACUUAACUGAGUAAACUAUAAAAACUAGAAGUUUUGGAUUUCUUUCAAGCUCUCAUGAUGGGUACCAUUUGUUCUUA